Molecule: messenger RNA, 4281 nt
Organism: Fusarium coffeatum
Lineage: Eukaryota; Fungi; Ascomycota; Sordariomycetes; Hypocreales; Nectriaceae
Exons: 6
Coding region: 1-4281 (1426 amino acids)
Biological process (GO): intracellular protein transport; receptor-mediated endocytosis; carbohydrate metabolic process
Cellular component (GO): membrane coat; membrane; AP-1 adaptor complex
Molecular function (GO): clathrin-cargo adaptor activity; calcium ion binding; mannosyl-oligosaccharide 1,2-alpha-mannosidase activity
Source: RefSeq, a predicted model, not a curated record
AUGGCGGGUCCCUUACGGCGAGGCCGUCUCUGGGCUGGUGUCGUCUUCAUUUGGAUCUUUUGCUUCUGGUACUGGUCAAGUUCGGAUUCGGCUUUCUCUUUGUUUGGCAACAAUGAUCCUCUUGCCGGGAAAGGCGCCAAUGCUUGGACGCGAAGACUGCCCAAAUAUCCAAUUCCUCAAGAGAAACUGGCCGUAUUACCUGAGAUUAAGGGAGAUGUCAAGGUCCCCAAGAUUCAAGCCAAUGCGCCAGUUGAGAGCGCUGCAGCAAAGGAACUGCGAUUAACACGUCUUGCCGCUGUCAAGAAGAGCUUUGAACACAGCUGGAGCGGGUAUUCCAAUUACGCAUGGAUGCAUGAUGAAGUGACUCCAUUGACUGGCAAGUCUAAGGAUCCUUUUGGCGGCUGGGCUGCGACACUGGUCGACGCCCUAGAUACCCUAUGGAUCAUGGAUAUGAAGGAGGAGUUCACAAAGGCUGUCGCCGCCGCAGAUGGUAUCGAUUUCACUCGAAGCCAUAUGACUACUAUUAACAUAUUUGAGACCACCAUUCGCUACUUGGGUGGUUUCUUGUCGGCAUAUGAGUUGAGUGGGAAAUCUCAUCCUAUUCUGCUCAAGAAGGCUAUUGAGCUGGGAGACCUCCUCAUGGUGGCUUUUGAUACGCCCAACCAUAUACCCAUCACUCGAUUGGAGUGGAAGAAAGCCGCCUAUGGCCAAUCUCAGUCUGCAUCUCGAGAGACUCUUGUUUCUGAGUUGGGCUCUAUGAGUCUAGAGCUCACCAAACUGUCUCAAAUCACUGGCAACAUGAAAUACUAUGACGCUGUCAAGAGGCUCGGAGACCAGUUUGAGUCUACGCAACUCAACACUCGCCUUCCUGGCAUGUGGCCAGUGGUUGUUGAUGCCUACACACCAGCAUUCCAUGCUGGCUCAGAAUUUACCCUCGGUGGUAUGUCCGAUUCGCUGUACGAAUACCUUCCGAAAUGGUAUCUUCUUCUUGGUGGUCAACUAGAGCAGCCCCGUCGAUUGUACGAGAACUUCAUCCCUGUCGCCAUCAAGCACCUUUUCAAGAGGGCAUUGACUCCUUCGGAAAAACCAAUCAUUAUUUCUGGCGAUUACCAGGUAACAGAUUUGCCAGGACAACAACCCAAGUACACAUCUGUAGCACGAGGUCAGCACCUGACCUGCUUCGCUGGUGGUAUGAUGGCAAUGGCUAGCAAGAUAUUCAACCGCCCAGCUGAUCUGGAUAUUGCCACUCAACUCACGGACGGCUGUAUCUGGGCUUAUCAGGCAACUCAGUCUGGCCUUGGUCCCGAGGUCUUUAGUUUCAUCUCGUGCGGUAGCGUUGAUGUCAAAGAGACGGGCGACUGCACCUGGAAUGAGGAACGAUGGCUCAAGGCCAUCGAAGAGCAACAUGCCCCCGACUUUAAGGCCCCGCCGAUGAAAGGGCCUGAAUGGAAGCAGCCUACCGUCCAGGAUGUUGUUAAGAAGCAUAAUCUUCCCAAGGGCAUGAUUGAUGUGGGUGACCCCCGGUAUAUCCUAAGACCAGAGGCUAUCGAGUCCAUCUUCAUCAUGUAUCGAACCACUGGCGACGCGCAGUGGAUGGAGAAGGCCUGGACGAUGUUUGAAACAAUCGAGAAGGUGACUCGAACCGAGAUCGCAGCUUCGGCAAUCGACGAUGUUACGAAAGCAGAGCCUACCAAGAUGGAUAGCAUGGAGAGUUUCUGGUUGGCCGAGACGCUCAAGUACUUCUAUCUCAUCUUUAGCGAGUUCGAUGUGAUCAGUCUCGAUCAAGACUUACUUUUCAUUUUCUUUCGAAUAGUCAAGCAGUUUAUCCGAAACGUGCGAGCGGCCAAGACGAUCGCCGACGAGCGUGCUGUCAUUCAGAAGGAGAGCGCUGCCAUCCGCGCCAGCUUUCGAGAAGAGAGCCACGACCCCAACGUUCGUCGCAACAAUGUCGCUAAGCUACUCUACCUCUUCACACUCGGCGAACGAACCCAUUUUGGUCAGAUCGAAUGCUUGAAGCUUCUGGCCUCCCCUCGAUUUGCCGACAAACGUCUUGGACACCUGGCUACAAGUUUACUGUUGGAUGAGAACCAAGAAGUCUUGACACUAGUCACCAACUCGCUCAAGAAUGAUCUUGGACAUUCCAACCAAUAUGUUGUCGGUCUUGCGCUCUGCACGCUAGGAAACAUCGCCUCGAUUGAGAUGUCACGAGAUCUCUUCCCCGAAAUCGAAACUCUUGUCGCUACCGCCAACCCCUAUAUUCGAAGAAAGGCGGCUCUGUGCGCCAUGCGCAUAUGUCGCAAGGUUCCUGAUUUGCAAGAACACUUUGUUGAUAAGGCAACACAGCUUCUGUCCGAUAGAAACCAUGGCGUUUUGCUCUGUGGUCUAACCCUGGUUACAAGCCUUUGCGAAGCAGACGAAGAGGAGGGCGGAGAGGAAGGAAUUGUUGAGAAGUUCAGAUCGUUCGUUCCGGGACUUGUCAGGACUUUGAAAGGGCUCGCAACUUCAGGCUACGCACCCGAACACGAUGUUACCGGCAUUACCGACCCCUUCUUACAGGUUAAGAUUCUACACUUGCUGAGAGUCUUGGCUGUUGGCGACGCCGAGACCAGUGAACAGAUUAACGAUAUUUUGGCGCAGGUUGCUACCAACACCGAAUCAUCCAAGAACGUUGGUAACUCGAUUCUGUACGAAGCUGUGCGCACCAUUCUCGACAUUGAGGCCGAUUCUGGUUUGAGAGUUCUUGGCGUCAACAUCCUGGGCAAGUUCCUUACCAACCGCGAUAACAACAUUCGAUAUGUGGCUCUCAACACUUUGAUCAAGGUCGUCGCCAUUGAGCCCAACGCUGUUCAGAGACAUCGAAACACAAUCUUAGAAUGUCUACGAGACCCCGAUAUCAGUAUCCGACGUCGAGCUCUGGAUCUGAGCUUUACCCUGAUUAACGAGAGCAAUGUCCGAGUUUUGAUUCGGGAGCUUUUGGCUUUCCUGGAGGUUGCCGAUAACGAAUUCAAGCCAACAAUGACCAGCCAGAUUGGUAUUGCCGCUGACAAGUUCUCGCCCAACAAACGAUGGCACUUUGACACAAUGCUUCGCGUUUUGUCUCUGGCGGGUAACUACGUUAAGGAGCAAAUUCUGUCGUCCUUCGUCCGACUGGUCGCUACUACUCCCGAAUUGCAGACUUAUGCCGUGCAAAAGCUAUACAUUAAUCUCAAGAAGGACAUUACUCAGGAGAGUCUCACACAAGCAGGCGCCUGGUGUAUUGGCGAGUACGCAGACGCUCUGCUCAAGGGCGGACAGUACGAGGAAGAGGAGCUCGUCCAGGAAGUCAAGGAGCAUGAGGUCGUUGACCUUUUCUCCCUCAUUCUCAACAGCGCAUACGCCACCCAGGUUUCUACAGAGUACAUCGUGACAGCGCUGAUGAAGCUGACAACUCGCUUUUCUGACCCGGCUCAAAUCGAGAAGAUUCGACGACUCUUGCAGUACCACCAAACCAGUCUUGAUAUCGAGAUUCAGCAGCGAGUGGUCGAGUAUGGCAACCUCUUCAGCUUUGAUCAGGUCCGACGUGGUGUGCUUGAGAAGAUGCCCAUCCCACAAAUCAAGGAGGAGUCCCGUGUGCUUGGUUCCGCGCCUACCAAAAAGAAGGCCGCCAACAGGAAAUCGAGAGUCAUUAAGCCAACAGAACAAGAUCUUCUCGACAUUAUGGACGCACCCGCUGCCACGCCAGCGGCUUCUUCGACAACCAACACUGACCUCCUCGCUGAUAUUCUGGGUGGCACCUCCUCUCCUCCCCCAUCCGCAACUUCGCCGCCACCGCAAUCCAAUAUGUCAAGCAUCAUGGAUAUGUUUGGAUCUGCCCCUGGAUCUUCCACAGCGUCUCCCGCUCCUCCAUCCUCAAACUUCGACCUCAUGUCCGGUGGGGCAGCAGCGCCUCAGCCCCAAGCACCACAAGCACCUGCUGGCAUCCCUUGCUACGAUUCUAAUGAUCUCAAUGUGACAUUCCAGAUUCAGCGCAAUGCUGAGGGUAUGAUCCAGGCCACUGCCAAGUUCGUCAACACCUCUGGCUCAGCAACCUUAUCGAAUGUGUCUCUGCAAGCUGCCGUUCCUAAGUCUCAGAAGUUGCAACUGCUGAGCAUUUCUUCAUCGGACCUCGGACCUGGAGCUGAAGCUAGCCAGAUGAUGCGAGUGUCCGGCUGCAAGGGGCCUCUGCGCCUCCGACUGAGAAUUGGAUACACGCACCCAACUGCUGGACAGGUUAUGGAUCAAGUCAACUGGACAGAGUCUUAA